Umbelopsis ramanniana AG is the source of this 934-nucleotide messenger RNA. RefSeq lists its product as uncharacterized. Gene Ontology annotation, cellular component: Vma12-Vma22 assembly complex; extrinsic component of endoplasmic reticulum membrane. The coding region runs from base 20 to 829 and encodes 269 amino acids. The record is from RefSeq and is a predicted model, not a curated record. The transcript has 4 exons. NCBI's taxonomy places the organism in Eukaryota, Fungi, Mucoromycota, Umbelopsidomycetes, Umbelopsidales, Umbelopsidaceae. Gene Ontology annotation, biological process: vacuolar proton-transporting V-type ATPase complex assembly.
CUCUGCCACACACGUUCCUAUGAAUGAGCAAUUGAAGACAGUCUGUGAAAAGUUAGACCAAUUGACCGUCGAGUACAUUCAAGAAGCAGAUGCAGUUUCGAAGCUGAAAGAGACUCUAGGGAAGGAGAUCGCGAAGGGAUUCUUCGAUUUGGGACAAGCUAAGUACUCAAUGGGAACCAGCAAGCUGUCCCGAUACUCAUACGACGAACGCAUGAAAAGCUUAUAUAAAAUUCAAGUUGACGAACAAGGCGAAAAUGGCAAUGAUAUCUUUUCCAUAAGCAACGUUGAAUUCAAAGACGAAAAUGAUGGAGAGGAAACUGGUCAAAUUAAGGAUGAGGUGACGGAAAAGCUGAGCAAUCUGUCUUUAAGGCAACGUAAGCCGGCGCAUGAUACCCCUGAAAAAGAGCAAUUGGAAACGAAAGGCGAAAAGGAAACCACCGAGGAAACGAAACCAAAAACCAAGUCAAAAAAUAAAAAGACGAAAGAGGUGCGAAAAAUUGACCGCAACCCCUUACAUUGGUUUGGUAUACUCGUACCAUCGUCUCUACGAACAACACAGCAACACUUCAAAACCGUUGUAACACAAAUUGUGGAGGAGGCCAAUCUUGUAAACAGGUUAUCAGUCCUCGAGAAGCGUUUUGAAGAGCUACAAAAGGAAAAGGAACGAAUAUUAUGCGAAGUGUUAGAUUCUGCUAAACAGCCCUCGCAGCCUUGUUCAGUUCUUGGAAAGGAUGUAGAGAGCAACGGCUACGAAAGCGAGCCCGGACAUGAAAGUGAGAACGAACUGGAUCAAGUCGUUCCUGAAAUAGAUGCGUCGGACACCGCAUGAAUACAAAAAAUUGAUUCACCUUUUGCACCCUUUAAUCGUAUCAAACUCUUUUCGUAUAAACAUCUGCACAUUCCUCAGCGUUUACUUCAAUGGCCUUUCUUUUAC